AUGGAGAAAGACAUCCAGAAGAUCCUCGCUACCUGUGACUUGUGUCAAAUGCACGGAGGUACCACGAUCACAUCAAAACAGAUACAACAGACACCGAUCAUUACUACUCAUACUCGGGGUAGAAUACAAAUUGAUGUAACCUAUAUUGAGGUCGAUGCAGAAAAUUAUCAGUACAUUGUAACAUUCCUAAAUUGUUACACAAAGUAUGGUUGGGCAGUGGCAACAAAGAAUCGAGACGCAGAUUCAAUCAUGGAAGCCUACUUGUCAAUUCCAGAUUUUAAACACGAUAUCAAGGGAUGUAUCAACAGAACCAGUUCCAACAACAAUUGUCCUGCCGCUCCCGAUGGAGAUCACGAGGAGUCCGGUGAGGAUACCCAUCAACCUCAUUCAGUUUCAGGUGGAGAUCAAGAAGAAUCCGAUCCCUCAUCAGAGGAAGACGAUGUUGAGGCUACCCCUGAUUUCCCAAUAGAUGGCAUACUCUUUGCGAUGACAGAACAACUCCAACACCAAGAGGCCAAGCAGACCAUCCGCUUCCGCUGG
Molecule: messenger RNA, 540 nt
Organism: Acytostelium subglobosum LB1
Lineage: Eukaryota; Evosea; Eumycetozoa; Acytosteliales; Acytosteliaceae
Exons: 2
Molecular function (GO): nucleic acid binding
Source: RefSeq, a predicted model, not a curated record